CGCGGGCCAGGGGGCUCCUGGACUCCGCGUCUGCUCAUGGAACUGGCUUUCUGCACCCAGUGGAUGUGAGCGGGACGUACGUGCGGAGGGCAGACGGGUGUUGUAUAGUCAUGUCACAUGUGUGUGUUGCGCGGAGUACACAUCCUUGUGUAGACGUGUGAAACGUGUGCGGUGUGGUGUGCAGAUGUGGGGGUUCAUAGAAUAUAGGGCUCCUCAUUCCAAGAGCGCCUGCCCUUCGCGAUGGGACCGUCAGGCCUCCCUUAGCCUUCGUCGGAACUGUCACAGCCACAUGACCCGGAAUUGGCGCGUGCGCGACUCCGCCUUAGGCUCCUCCCCUGCGAUUGAAACCCCGCCUCCGCCCCGCCCUCGCCACACUUUACGGCCGGGCACGCCAGUUUUGCUGCAGACGCUCCCGCUGCCGCUGCUGCUCCUGCCGCCGCGGCUCUUGCCGCUCCGGCCCUGUCUGCGCUGCUGCCGGGAGGCCGCCCUGGCCCGGCGAGCCGAACCAAUGCUGGAUCUGGAGGUGGUGCCCGAGCGCUCUCUGGGGAACGAGCAAUGGGAAUUCACGCUGGGAAUGCCUUUGGCUCAGGCAGUAGCCAUUCUUCAGAAGCACUGUCGCAUCAUCAAAAAUGUCCAGGUUCUCUACAGUGAACAGUCUCCUCUAAGCCAUGACCUCAUCCUUAACCUGACUCAGGACGGGAUCAAACUACUGUUUGAUGCUUUCAAUCAGAGACUUAAGGUGAUUGAAGUAUAUGACUUGACUAAAGUAAAGUUAAAAUAUUGUGGAGUACAUUUUAACUCUCAGGCCAUAGCUCCCACCAUUGAGCAGAUUGACCAGUCUUUUGGUGCAACCCAUCCUGGAGUGUAUAACUCCGCUGAGCAGCUCUUCCACCUCAACUUCAGAGGACUGUCUUUCUCUUUUCAGUUAGACUCGUGGACUGAGGCUCCCAAGUACGAGCCCAAUUUUGCCCAUGGUCUAGCUUCUCUCCAGAUACCCCAUGGAGCGACUGUGAAACGAAUGUACAUCUACAGUGGAAACAGUCUACAGGAUACCAAGGCUCCCGGGAUGCCCCUGAGCUGUUUCCUGGGCAAUGUGUAUGCUGAGAGUGUAGAUGUUCUUCGAGAUGGAACUGGACCCUCAGGUUUACGACUUCGCCUACUUGCUGCAGGUUGUGGGCCCGGCCUCUUAGCAGAUGCCAAGAUGCGAGUAUUUGAACGUUCAGUGUAUUUUGGUGAUUCCUGCCAGGAUGUUCUUAGCAUGCUUGGCUCUCCACACAAGGUCUUCUAUAAGUCAGAGGACAAGAUGAAAAUUCAUUCUCCUUCCCCUCAUAAGCAAGUUCCAUCUAAGUGCAACGACUACUUUUUUAACUACUUCACUCUCGGAGUGGACAUCCUCUUUGAUGCGAAUACACACAAAGUGAAGAAGUUUGUCCUACACACCAAUUACCCUGGGCAUUAUAAUUUUAACAUUUACCACCGCUGUGAGUUCAAGAUCCCACUAGCCAUAAAGAAAGAAAAUGCAGAUGGUCAGACAGAAACAUGCACAACCUACAGCAAGUGGGACAACAUCCAGGAGCUCCUGGGCCAUCCUGUGGAGAAGCCUGUUGUCCUGCACAGGUCUUCCUCCCCAAACAACACCAACCCAUUUGGCUCCACAUUCUGCUUUGGUCUUCAGCGGAUGAUCUUUGAGGUCAUGCAGAAUAACCACAUUGCCUCAGUGACCCUGUAUGGCCCCCCCAAGCCUGGUGCCCACCUGAGAACAGCAGAGCUCCCCUAGGGACAUCACCACCCAUGCCCCUCUGCCUGUGGAACUGUGCAUCGCAUCCUGCUCAGCGGGCCUCCAUGUGCCACCCUGUGGGUUUUCCUGGACACUUUGCCAGUGUUGAACAGCUGUUGUGGUGUUCUGAGGUGGGACUCAGGCUGGGUGCUCUGCCAUGGGGUGAGAGGCCCAGAUAUUCCUCUGUCCGUCCUCAGCCUGCUGGUGCCAACAGGGGACACAGACUGCAAAGAGAAGCACAAACUCUGAGCCUUGAUACCUGGACCCAGGAGCUCUCAACUAACACGUAAGGAGGCAGAGUUCUGUCUCCCCUGUCUCACACACAUUGGGAAAACUUAGGACUCUGUCUGUUGCUGAAGACACAGGCACCCAGGACGAGGACAAGGUCUUGCCUUUGUCCCAGCGUUGCCACGUGACCCUUAAGGCAAGCAGGUAGCAUGUCCGUAGUACUUGGUUGUGACUUUUGCACUACAUCCACUUUAGUUACUUGAUGAGCUGGCUGUGGCCAAGAUGGCCCACCUGCCCCUCCCUCUUCCUUUCUUGCACGUGCUCCCUGCCAGGCCAAGUAGGCACACCUAACUGGUUGAAGUACAGCUUUCUACCAUCCAGGUUUGUGCCCAGGCCUGGUUCCCAACCCUCUUGGAGCCAGCCUUCAAGGUCGCCUGUGCCCCGCUCUGCCCCAACCUGGCCAGCAGGGCUGCAUUGUUUCCAUUCUGUUUGCCUCUUUUAUUUAAUGCCAAAGUUUUAGCCAAAGACAUCUUCCUCCUUUUGUUGUGUUUCAGUAUUCUGUUCUGCACUGUGGGCUGGCUCCCCUGCCCCAACCCUGGGCAGUGUCCCCUGGUCAUGCCCCAUUCAUGGUUCAAGGCCUCUGGGGGCUCUGGGAGGGCUGGGCUGCUCAGUCUUUUCAUGGGUCCUGCUAAGGAAAGUAGCGUAUGUGCUUUAAAAAUAUUAAUCCUUUUGAAAAGAAUUGAGAAGAGAAAUGUAUAAUUUUAUCCCAUUUUUAAUAUUUUGGUCUAGCAACUUGUGAUACAUAGAUGACAAUUUUGUGAGUUUUUCAAAUGUGUGUACAGAUUUUUGUAAAUAUGAUUCUUUUGUAAUUAACUCAUGUACAGCCUCAUCCUGUAUAGUUUAACAAUGAAUGUGCAGGGGACCUGCCCCAGGUUUCUAUGUGGUUCCUGGGCCUGUGUGGCACUCCCAUGACUUUGUGACUGACUGGUGUCUUCCCUUUUGGCCUGGCCAGAGACCCCCGUACAUCCCACUGUCGGAGCAGCUAGGUACUAUUCCCAUUUCCUGGAAUGAGAGAACCUUCCUCAUGCCCUGCCCUCACCCCUCCUCCAAUAAAGACCUGUGCCCUUAGCAACGGCUCACCAUGUGCUGUUGCUGGGAUGUUUGUACUAAAAUAA
Equus quagga is the source of this 3180-nucleotide messenger RNA. It is a transcript of the gene PHAF1, whose product is annotated as phagosome assembly factor 1. The record is from RefSeq and is a predicted model, not a curated record. The transcript is spliced from 17 exons. Gene Ontology annotation, biological process: Golgi to plasma membrane protein transport. The coding region runs from base 185 to 1777 and encodes 530 amino acids. Gene Ontology annotation, cellular component: trans-Golgi network; synaptic vesicle membrane; dendrite. Lineage: Eukaryota; Metazoa; Chordata; Mammalia; Perissodactyla; Equidae.